UGAUCUGAUGAUGGCUCUCGUUAUGGAACCUAUUAGCAAGUGGACGCCCAAGCAAGUAGUGGAUUGGAUGAAAGGCCUUGAUGAUUGCCUCCAACAAUACAUCAAAAAUUUUGAAAGAGAAAAGAUCAAUGGUGAACAGCUGCUACACAUCACUCAUCAAGAGCUUGAGGAACUGGGAGUCACUCGCAUUGGCCACCAAGAACUGAUACUGGAAGCAGUUGAUCUGCUAUGUGCGUUGAAUUAUGGUUUGGAGACUGAAAACCUGAGAACUCUGUCUCACAAGCUCAAUGCCUCAGCCAAAAAUCUUCAGAACUUUAUAACGGGUAGAAGGAGGAGUGGCCAUUAUGAUGGCAGGGCCUCCAGACGACUGCCAAAUGAUUUUCUUACCUCUGUAGUUGACCUGAUUGGUGCUGCCAAGAACUUACUAGCCUGGCUGGACAGGUCUCCAUUUGUCAGCGUGACAGAAUACUCACUGCUGAAAAACAACAUUGUUCAACUGUGCCUGGAACUAACAACUAUUGUGCAACAGGAUUGUACAGUGUAUGAAACAGAAAAUAAAAUUCUUCAUGUGUGUAAAACCUUGUCUGGGAUUUGUGACCACAUAAUUUCGCUCUCAUCCGAUUCUCUGGUGUCACAGUCAGCACAUCUUGAGGUAGUUCAUCUCACCAGCAUUAUGCCCAGUGAGGGCUUGGGAAUGUAUAUCAAAUCAACAUACGAUGGACUACAUGUAAUCACAGGAACAACUGAAAAUUCUCCUGCUGACCAGUGUAAGAAAAUCCACGCUGGUGAUGAGGUGAUCCAGGUCAAUCAUCAAACCGUGGUUGGCUGGCAGUUAAAGAACCUAGUAAAUGCAUUGCGGGAAGACCCAAAUGGAGUGAUUUUAACCUUGAAAAAACGUCCUCAGAAUACCCUGGUUUCUGCUCCUGCCCUUCUGAAGAAUGUGAGGUGGAAGCCUCUUGCACUUCAGCCUGUAAUUCCAACCAGUCCAACAAGCAGUUCUACAACACCAACAAGUACAAUGGGCAUAUCCUCAAAAAUGGAGAACUCUGCGCUCCAGGAUGUUUUCAUUCUGUCUCCUAUGUCAGGACUUUAUGGCCCCAGGGAUGAAAUUGGAAUAAUGUCUUGUGAUGACAUCAGCAAAUUUGGAAAGUCUGGAAUGAAAGGCUCUGAGUCUCCAAGCUAUUUUCUGGAGCAUGAAAGUGGGAAAUACUACACCUUAAUUGAAGGUGAAGGCCACCCUGUGGGCUCUGAGUAUGAGAGAAGCAGAGCUACAGGAGUGCGGAGAAGAGAAAAAACCCCCACUCAUGGGAAAACCUCUCACAAGCUCAGAGUAGUAAAGAAAAAUGUGUCUGUGAAGAACACAGGAGACUUAAGGCCUGUUUCUAUGCCUACUGAGUACAGCUGGAUAGGGGAGUCAAAAGAACAAAACAUGUACAAGAGGGGAAGCAGAGACUCUGAGAAUUCACUCCUGCGGUAUCUGAGUGAUGACAAGAUACUGGUUAUCCAAGAAGAGCCUUUGACACAAAAAGAUAAUAAAAGGGACACAGGUCGUAGGUCAAGGAAAAAGGGCAAAACCACAAGUAGUCCAAACUACCCUAUUAGUCCAUCUGUGUUGACAUCUACUAUUAACGUUAGGCUUGAACCUGGACAGCAAGAUGUUUUGAAUUUCUCACUAGCAGAAAACAAUACAGUUCCACUUUAUCAUAGAGCAGGGGACGCAGUCAGUGGAGAUACAGAAAGAUAUGCAAGUUCUGCCAUUGACCGUCAAGGAAGCACAUCCAUGAGGAAGUCAUUCCAUUACGCUUCCCUCAGGGUAAAAAGCAGAAAAUGGUCAAAAGGGAGUUCUCUAACAAGUGGGAGCAGAAGACGGAUUUCCUGCAAAGACUUGGGGCAUGGGGAUUGUGAAGGCUGGCUGUGGAAGAAAAAGGAUGCCAAAGGCUAUUUCACACAGAAAUGGAAAAAGUACUGGUUUAUUCUGAAGGAUUCAUCCUUGUACUGGUAUACAAACCAGAAUGAUGAAAAGGCAGAAGGAUUCAUCAGUUUACCUGAGUUCAGGAUAGAUAGAGCAAUUGAAUGCAGACGAAAACAUGCCUUCAAAGCAUGCCACCCCAAAAUAAAGAGCUUCUACUUUGCAACAGACUGCCUUGAAGAAAUGAAUAGAUGGAUGAAUCGUUUGGGUCUUGCAGCAAUUGGUUACACACCUGAUGACAAGGAUAUUCAUCCAGAUGAAGCAGAUUACUGGAGUGAAAGCGACCAGGAUGACGUUGACGGCUCUCUGACCCUGAAGCAGGAAGGCUCUUCAACACUCUGUGACUCCUAUCAUCGAACACCCUCAGUGAAUUCUUCAAGUCCAUUCCCUGAAGCCAAACAUGGUCGACACUUUUCAAGUGAAUCAACAUAUUCUCAUUCUUCCGCCGAGGAUUCUCGACAAGAUGUAGCAGGAAGCACACACUCAUCAGGAUGCAGACCUCCCUACCGAGAAAGACGCUCAUGGCAGGAUCUGAUAGAGACUCCAUUGACCAGUUCAGGGCUCCAUUUUCUUCAGACUGUUCCUCCAGAUGCAGAGUACAUGAGUGGUCGGCCUGGAAUGUCACCAGACAAACGAAGGCAAGCAACGCUACCUGUACAAAGGCGUCAUAAUUAUGAGCAGGAUGGGCCUUUCCCUUUGGUGGAAUGUCAAAGGGGAAAUAGCUCUCACAGCAGGCCACAGAAGCAACGUAGUCAAAGCCUUCCCCGAAACAGAGAUGUCAGGGGUAAGGGACGUGUAAAGUCCAUAGAAGGAACAGAUGACAAGACAGAAGAGAAAGUUCCUGUUAGAAGGCAUAACAGUUUCUGUACAGAAGAAAACGUAAAAGAAAUUGGAGAAAAUACAGAUGGUCUGCAAGAGCUAUACAAAUCUCUGGAACAAGCUAGUUUGUCGGCUUUUGGAGAGCAGCGUCCCUCCACCAAGCAGGAGUUCCGCAAGUCUUUUGUAAAGCGAUGUAAUGAUCCAGUUAUCAAUGAAAAGCUUCACCACAUCAGAGUUCUCAAGAGCACUUUAAAAGCGAAGGAAGGGGACCUCACAGUUAUCAACAGCCUCCUGGAUGAUCCCAGCUUAACAUCAAAGAAGUUUAAAGAUUGGAAACUAAAGAACUAUGAGUUUUUCCUGGACAUUUGUGAGUACAGUGCCGCUGUGAAAUCUCAAAAUGGAGCCUCUGAACUCGCAACCUCAGCACCAAUGCUGACACAUACACACUCGUUCAUUGAAACUCAUGUGUGACUGGACUCAUAUCCUGAAUAAUUGCUGGGUGCCAUGACAAAUUGAUUAAGACAAACACUGUAAUAUUUAUUGAUGAUGUACUCAGCAGUACUGUACAUAAGUUGGGUAAAAGAAUAGUGCCACAGGAUGCCUACUACAUUGCAUGAUAAGACAAUAAUAUACUUUAUGAAUUUUUUUGUUUGCUGUUACCAACCGAUGUCCGUAUCAAGCUCUGCAUUAGAAAGAAGCAGUGCAGAAGUGUAACUGAAAAUAAAUACCAGUAUAUUUAAAGUACUGUACUAAAAAUAAGCUUACAGUAUGAGCUCCUACAAUCAUUUUAUAUAUUUAGAUAUAUAUAAAGACAUAUCUAUGUAUAUAAAAUGUAACAUGGUAGUUGACAUUUACUUUUAAAAUGCCCUAAAGUUCACAUUUUCGCGCAUCUCUUUCUUGAGAAGAACGUAAAAUGAAAACAUAAAUACAUUGGCCACUCUUAGAGAUGAACGUUUAUUUUUGCAACAUUUCCAGGUAGUGACCAUCUUUGCAAAUAAAAGGACAGAGUUAUCAAAGUGUAAACUCGAUCCCUAUAGUGUGCCUUAAAAUGUACACUGUACAUCUAGCAAAUAGAUCCCAAUCUGGCCCUAUGGGCAUACUGUACAUGCCAUUUAGAUACCGUGUUUGUAACAUACUGUGCCUGCCUUUAAAAUGAAUGAAUAUAAGCAAGCAGGUAUGGCACAGAGGUUCAGAUAGGAGUAGAACAAUGUUGGUUGUUCACUAAUGCUGCAACUUAAACUGAUUUUAAUAUAAUUUGAAGUAUAUCAUGGUGAAAGAAAAACAUCUGCGCUGAAUAUGGUACAUACUGCAGGUUUUCCUAUUUUCUUCACUGUGAAUUUAAAUGACACAUGACUGUGAGUCACAAAAUUCAAAAAAGCUCUGAUGCUUCAAGGAUGAGAAUUAAGUGGAAAAAAUCCUGAACUAAUCAGUUAAAUUCUGUAAUAGACUGACAUUUAGAGCUGAGUAAAUUAUUCAGAAUUAUAUAAUGUCUGGCAAUAAUUUUUAACUGUUAGUAGUACAUUAGCAAGUGGGUGAAGUUAUUCAAUACAUCAUUUGAAAACCAAUCUGUAUUGAUUGGUUUGGGAAGACACACAAGUUACAUAGUGUAUUUCACUUCCUUGCCUGGACGAGAAUGAUUUCUAAGAAUCAGAUUUUGGAGAAAAUACUUGUAUUCUUGGGGGACAAAAAAAAAAAAAGAUUGCUCUGAAUGCUACUGAACAUAAUUUCAAACACCUGUUCACAAUUUCCUUUGACUAUGCUUGCUAUAGAAUAUUUCUACAAAGCAGAACAAAGGGGAUGUGAAUACAGUUGAUGUCAUUUCACUUAAACACAGAUAUUCACUGAUAUUUUUUUCACAAGAUAAACCUAGUCAUCUCUCAUACAUCGAGAACUGUAAAACUCAUACAGUUCAAUAUAAUAUAGGAAAAAAUGUUAUCUCAAUGAGGUCCUGGUAUCCAGGAAAAGAUGUAAUUAUUCACAAAGGCAGAACGAGGUGAAGGUAUCCUGUUUGUUCAGUUCAGCCUCCACAAAGCAGCUGUGGUGGGCUGGCUGCCAGAUGCCCACCAAGAUGCCCUCACUCCUCCUCCUCAACAGGACAGGGGGAGAAAAUAUGAUGGAAAAGCUUGCGGGUUGAGAGAAAGACAGAGAGAUCACCUACCAGUGACCACCAUGGGCAAACCAGACAUGACUUGGGGAAAAUUAAUUUAAUUUCUUGCCAAUUAAAAAUACAGUUGCAUAGUGAGAAACAACGAUAAAGCUAAAACCACCUUUCCCCCCCCCCCCGCCUUCUCCUGGGCUCAAUUUAAUUCCCUCAUUCCCAGCUUUUCUACCUCCUUCCCUCCCUCAGUGGCACAGGAAGAUGAGGACUGGGGGUUGCAGUUGGAUCAUAACACCUCAUCUCUGCUACUCCUUCCACACACUGUUCCCUUGCUCCAGCAUGGAGUCUCUCCCAUGGGCUGCAGUUCUUCAAGAACUGCUCCAGCAUGGAUCUUUUCCAUGGGGUACAGUCCUUCAGAAACAGACUGCUUCAGCAUGGGUCCCCUGUGGGCUGCAGCUUCUGCUGGAAAACCUUCUCCUGUGUGGGCUCCUCUCUGUGGGCUGCAGGUUCUGCCAGGAGCCUGCGCCAGUAUGGAUAUCUGCUCAAGCAUGGUCCUCCAUGGGCUGCAGUAUUGAUAUCUGCUCAGGCAUGGGACUCCAUGGGCUGCAGGAGGACAACCUGCUUCACUGUGGUCUUCUCCACAGGCUUGCAGGGGAAUCUCUGCUCCAGUGCCUGGAGCACCUCCUACCCCUCCUUCUUCACUGACCUUGGUGUCUGCAAAGUCAUUUCUCUUACAUUUUUCUCCCUCCUCUCUCUCACAGCUGCUGUGCAGCAUUUUUGCCCUUUCUUAAAGAAGUUGUCACAGAGGUGCCACCAACCUCCCUGAUGGGCUCAGCUUUGGCCAGGAGCGGGUCUGCUUUGGAGCCAACUGGAACUGGCCAUGUCCAACACGCGAGCAGUCCCUCAUCUUUUCUCAGAGAGGCCACCGCUGCAGCCCCCCUUGCUACCAAAUCCUUGCCAUGUAAACCCAAUAUAGCAGCUGAAGAAAUACAAUUCAGAUUUGGCUUUCACUCUCAUUUGCGCUGGCAUUUACCUGCACAGUAGAUGCAGUGAUUAAACAAAUAAUACCCUAUAAUAAUAUAAGAUGUUAUUACUAGAGAAGUAUUACUGACAGCUGUUUUGAGUUCUUUGCAUCACACAAGCAAUUGAGUCACAGCAUCAUUGCAACAAAUGCAUGACAACGUUUGGAUAAAACAUCAACAUGAAGGCAUGUUUGGUCUGCUUCAACAAAGUCAUCAACUCUAUGCUUAAGAAUCACUGAGGACAAUGGCUCCUUAAAUGCAUGCAUCGGAGCUUAAUCAUAUUUCCAUUGAGGUAAAUAGCUAAACUCCAGUGACUUCAGAGAGCAGGAUCACGUUGAAUGCGUUUUGCUUGAAUAUUAAACAUGCACUUCACUCUCUGUCUAAGCACCUGAGGUAAUAAAAAAGAUACAGGAAACAGCAACAAUUUGACACCACAGGUUUCACCAAUAUCGGAGUUGCAGGAUUCAUGCAAAUAGUGAACUAAAUCAAAAUUUACUAUGUGAGCAUUGUAGCUACUAGACAACUAAAUAGCGGAAGCAUUGAUAGAAUGUGCCUAGCCUUUUUUCGUAUGUCAUAUCUAAGAGUUAUAUAUUUCACUAUUUUUUAAUACUAUCUUUCAUACAUUGUAGGACAAAUAUUAUGCAGUGAAGCAAGAAAUGGGGUAAAUUAUAGAAGCCAUUUAGAAACCAGUUCAUACUGUACGUGCAAGCAGUGAUAGAUGGUCACAGGGUCAGUUAAAUGGAUUGAACUUUCUAUAUUCAUAAAGAAAUCUAAACAUGCCUUUUGUUUCAAACCUAAAAGAAGGUUAGUGCUUUCAUUAAAAAAGAUGGAUAUGAUUUUAAUAUAGGUUUCAAAAAGGAUUUCAAAUGCCACUGUAUUGUAACUCAAGACAGGAAUGACAAUUGUCCACUGAACAUAUUCAAUGAAGUCCCUAGUAAACAAUGAAACAAGCUAUUUCUCUUCUAAAAGGCUACUUACAGAUACAGCUGAGAAUUACAAAUGUCAUUAGGAAGAUAUAUUUCUCAAAAAUAACAAAUAGUAAGAAAAAUAGACAAUCUCAAUUUUUAUUUCUUGAAGUUAAAAGAAGUAUUUCUGAAAUUCUUUGCUGUUGAGUUCAUCAAGGGAAAUAAAGAGCACCACUACUAUACACUUAUUAACCUACUAGAUAUCCUGCCUGAAUGCUUAGAUAAAACUUGGUUCAUAACAUACACAACUAUACAAAGAGAUUGUUUGGAUGUGGUUUAUUAAUUUGGUUCUUAUUAGUGUCUUCAUUCAGAAUUCCUGCAGGUAAAACAUCACUCAGCCAGCAGACUUUCUCUGUGACUCUACAAGCUUAGUCUUUUUGUUACUGGCUAUUUUUUAUUAGAACUGAUUUAAUGCUCCCCCUAAGCUACUGAUUCCCCUCAUUUUCUAAUACUAUUCUGUGUUCAGUGAAAUCUCGCAUCUUUGAAAGCUAUCUUAGUAGCUAUUUCAGCAGCAUCUGGAGAAAAUGGAGACCUUUUUCUUAGUUUCAUUAAUUUAAGUGAAAACUUCCUUGAGCUUACUCUAAUUAAUAUGAACAAGAAUCAAAGGAGGAGGAGGAGGCUCUCAUCAGUCUGUAUGUGCACAUUCUUUAAUAUAAAUAAUGCAGAAAUUCUGGGCCCACGCUCUGUGACAGCACAGGUAGGAUUGAUUAUAUUUGCCCUCACAGUAAUCAGCCUGCGUUGGAUUGUACAGGGCGUCUUUACCCUCCAAAACACAGGAGGUUCCUUCACUUCAUUGGCAAAAACCACCCUGCUGUUUUUUAUCAGCUUCUGAUACAGUUCUACUUUCUCAAACACAUCAUGAGCACUUCUUGAAAUGCUUUAGCACCAUAAGGAAAGAUGGAUAGAAGAUUUCACUUUGAAUGUUAAUAGGACUUCUGGAAGAAAAAUGAAGAAUCUAGUAGAAAUCGUUUAACUUAACACAAAUCUGAGGAGAACAAAGAAAAUUCUUGUAUCUCGUAUCUUUGUCUAAAGUAAUACAAACCAGACCUAAGUCCAUCGCAUACCUUAUUCCCCAUAUUCUUUCAGCAAGUAGUCCUACUUGUCUUCCAAAGUCAUAAAAGCUGCCUUCUCCAAAACGAAAACCAAGUGGUACUUAUGACCGAGGGGCUACAUCCAGGGGCUGUUGGCCCUUGAGGUGGGACAGCUCUGCCAGGCAGGGCUAUUUCGUGGUAUUUCAUCAACAGUUUGGACAAACUCUUCAUGCCAAAGUGCUUCAAAGGUGGGUUGUUAAAACCGAUCCUUGGCUAAGGCAAGAUGCAGCACAACUCAUAACAAAACUUCAGCCCAAUCUGCAAUGCCUGUCAGCUACCCCCAGAACUGUACUACAGAGGAUGCCCUCUGUACAGUUCUUUUUGCAGCAUAAACACUAAAUCUGUUAGCAUUAGCAAAUCUUGUAUCUCCACAGAGAUCCCGCCUAUGGUCUCUGGACCCAGUCCUGGAGAGAUUCCUUAAGAGAGAGCACAGGUCUGUCUGUAUUACGGGGCCUGAGCCCUGAAAAUACUAUUUAUAGUACAGCCAAGUUCCUGCAGUGUAAGCUUAGAGAGAAAUAAGUGGUAACUUGGUCUCAUAAAGGAUUUUUUUCUUUCUCCUUAGUUUUCACAAUUGGUAAAUUGUGCAUUUCUAGGGAGGACAGAAGGGUGCAGGUUGU
Grus americana (Whooping crane) is the source of this 8581-nucleotide messenger RNA. RefSeq names its product connector enhancer of kinase suppressor of ras 2-like. NCBI's taxonomy places the organism in Eukaryota, Metazoa, Chordata, Aves, Gruiformes, Gruidae. Bases 8 to 3259 code for a protein of 1083 amino acids. The record is from RefSeq and is a predicted model, not a curated record. The transcript is spliced from 25 exons. Gene Ontology annotation, cellular component: cytoplasm; membrane. Gene Ontology annotation, molecular function: protein binding. Gene Ontology annotation, biological process: regulation of signal transduction.